AUGGCCUCCUGGUUUGAGACGACAUCAAGCGAUCUCUUCUUGCUCGUAGUCCCGUUCGCCGCCAUUGGCAUCCGGUGCUGGGAAGGAACUGAGUGUCCGAAGAGGCGCAAGGCGAACAAAGGUACUCAGCGGGUUGUCUGGCAAGACGUGCGGUAUCACUUGGGUCAUUCGCGGAAUCGGCCGAGCAUCGAGUCAGAAGAGUUUCCCAACGAAGAAUUCUCAGAAGGCCAGGAGCUGUUCGUUCGAGGUCUCGUCGUCGACCCCCGUCCCCUGUCUUGGAAGUUCCGGGGUAAGUCUAGGCGCUUCUACGACUACACGGGACGUUUGGCCAAGGGCCAAGCGUUGCCGAUCGCGACUAUUCCUCAGAGUUUUUGGGAAUUCGGUGAGCGAUAUCUAUGCUCUGGCGAUUAUUGGGGCAAGCAAUGUCAAAUUGUCGGAGUGUUGGAGUGUCUGACGAUGGGAAGAGGGGGUAUUCAUGCGAAACUUGUUCUGGAAGGAGCCGACAACCAGGACAUGUUAAAGUGGGCAGAAGGUUUGAUACAGACAGGUUAUCCUCCAGAGAUCGCCGUUCACUUUUGUUCCGCAGACUGUUCCGAAGCUCCGGUUUCAACAGGAGGUCUGCACGGUCAGUUUGUCAGCUGCGCAGACACGGGAGUAGCUUGGUACGGGAACGUCGCGUCGAUACCUCGAGAGAACAACCAAGGAGAGAUAGCAAAAGAGUUAUCGAAUCUUUCCAAAGGGCGAGACGUUUUGGGCGGGAUACACCCUCCAGGAGCGCUUGCCCCGACCCAGGAAAAUUCAGGAGAGGACGAUGUGAAUCGAAAGACGGCGGGAACAACCUUCAAAGGAACGCCACUGGACAAGGGAAUAACGGUGCGCCGGUGGUUGAGGACUCGGGUGAAAAAGAAGAAGAGCAAGAAAUCCCACAAGAAGUCUCGGAAGAGGAGCCCUCGGAUCAAGCAGCUAGCAAGACGAGUUCCAGGAAUUCUGACGAGCCAUGCUGUCGCAGAGGUGGAGUGCCUGCUGGCGCAAGGAGUUGGAGACAAUCAGACCGUAGGCUUGCUGUCAGUCAUGUUGAGGUAUCUGAGGCUACAUGUUUUGAGAAGGGACGUGGCUCCAGGACCGAAGAAAGAAUUGUUGACGUUGGCUUAUACCCUAGACCGUCUGUUGCAGAGGGAUAUUCUGGGAGCACUGGAUAUCAUCAUGCAGAGAGUGAAGUCGCUGCAGUUGGUCGUCGGGGGGUCCAGUUGGGCAGUGGCACAAAAUUUGGAGUUGGUACCCCUCGAACAAGCCAUCGAGCAUUUGGCCAGAAGAUCUCCGGGCAGUGACUUGUUGAAUAUUCUGUUGCGUAGAGGAUGUGGUUUUGCUGAUGUGGUUUCGAACGUCUGCGAGACAAGCCCUACAGACACGGCAGAGGGGAGAGUCAAGAAAGAGUGCAGUGUUUUCCCCUUGCCCCUACCCAGCGACAGUGAUCUGAUGCUGGUGCGCAGCUUGAGUUACCUCAACGGUGGUAUUCAUGUUCAACUGUCCAGUGGUCUGCCUACAAUGAUGCAGUCAAGAACCUUGGACUACCUUCGCGAGCGCGUCGAGGUGUCUGUAGGGCAUGAGUUCAGCAUCAACCGUUUUGAUUGGAGUCAGUUUUUGCAAACUCGGUCGGUGAGCUAUUCGGGUGAAGAGGUCGCGAAGUGGACUUCCUGGGAUCAUGUCAAACCCGCAUUGCCGCAUGGUGCCAUCGGGAGUGCGAGAGCAACUGACUUUGCUCAGGGCGUCGUGCUAAAUCUUUUGCGUGACCCGAGCCCCCAUGUGUUUGGUGGAUGGAAAGAAAAGCAUGUCAAGAGUUCGAGAGUUAUGGUAGAGGAUGAUGAUUGGGGGGAUUUGGCACGGGGCUUCAUUGAAUGUGGAGACCUUUCUACAGAGAUGAGCCCUUUGGUGGCUGCAUAUGCUGAUGUUGGCAUUCCGCAAAACCAGAAGAAAUCGGUCAAGCAAGCAGUGUCAGCUGAGAUGCAAGGUCCCGAAGUGCCGGAGAAGGGCGUCGUUUGCAUUGGACUCUUUGACGGCGCCGGUGGCUUGAGAGUGGCACUCGAGGCUCUUGGCGCCAAUGACGUCGUCCGUCAGGACGCGACUGCCCAGUCGAAGCCCCCCGUCCGCGAGGACGUCGUCCGAAAGGACGUCGCACCAUGCGCCUGGGCUGCUCUUCUUUCUGGCACUUGGUCGUCGAGGGGCUUGGCGCCGACUGGAGAAGAUGCGUUCGGCUCCAUGGAGUGCCUUGGAUCCAACUUGGUUCUGGUGAUUGAGUUGAUUCAGAUUGUCGUUGUUGUAACUGAGGAAGCGAAGGCCAAGGAGAUUUUCAAGAAGAGGAAGCAGAACGAGAUGGCCAAGGCUGCAAACCGGAGCCGCCGCAAUCAAGUCGACCGCCAUCUCAGCCCUGGCAGUCGCAGCCCAGCGACGCCCAAGCAGUCGCCCUUCGAGCCGAGGCAGUUGCCAGUUUGGGGGGCACAAGUCGGUCAACCUCUGGUGGUGCCACUUGGCUUGGACGGCGAUGGUGACACUCGAUUCGGCAAUGAGCUUUUUGAUUUCAAGAUUGCUUUCGUGGCGGCGGAUGUGAAGACGGCCAAGGCAGAGCAACAGUCGAAGAUGGCCAAAACGAAGAUGAUCCAAGCGAAUGCCAUUCUCGACGUCGCCUUUGCUUCGUCCAGCGGCUCACAGUCGGCCAAGAAAAACGCCAAGGGCGCUGCCGAACGCAUCCUCAGGGAGUUGAAAAGCGAGUCGGAGGAGUCGUCCUCGUCGUCCUCUUCGAAGUCGCCGGUGCAGAAGAAGAAGAAGAAGCAAGGGCGUCCGGCAGUCGACAAGAAGGCUGACAAGAAUAAGAAGGGCGCCAAAAAUGUGUCAAAAUCUAGGGGACGUCACCGGUAG
This is a messenger RNA of Symbiodinium sp. CCMP2592, 2913 nucleotides long. The record is from the annotation of a GenBank genome assembly. Lineage: Eukaryota; Dinophyceae; Suessiales; Symbiodiniaceae.